AUUCCCAUUCUCCUCUAUUUUGGAUUUUCUUCGAAUCCGACUCUGCUCCUUUCUCUCUCUUCAUUCAAAACUCAAUAUUCUUUCUCUCUCUAGCCCCAAUGAAGCUGACCAACCAGAAGCCCCCACCACCACCACUUCCGCCGUCAAGCCCCACCUUUUAAAAUGACGAAGCUUCCCUCCUCCUUCGUCAUCGCCUUGGCCGUCACCCUCCUCACCGCAGUCUCCUCCCUCCCGGUGGUCAAUGCCUUGGGCUCUGGCUCCACCAUCGCCAUUAGCUACGAGACCGCCACCGUCUGCGCCAUCAAAGCCGACCGACCGGCCAGAAGCAUUCUCUGCUACCGACGGGAUGGCGCCAGACGGGUUUUACAACUACAACCUGACGUCUCCUUCACCUCCCUCGCUGGCGGCCGGACCACAAUCUGUGCCAUUCGUUCAGGCGGCAACAGGCUCUUCUGCUGGGACACCCAAAAUUCGAGCUUUCCCGUCAAGCGCAUCUACAAUAACGACACUGUUCUAUUGCGGAGUUUGGCCAUUGGUGAUGAUCAGAUUUGCGCCACCACUAACGGCACCCCAUCUGUAACAUGCUGGAGACGUAACGGAAAUUUUCGUUACAAAUUUAAUUCAAUCUCAUCUGGGUUUGGAUUCGCCUGCGGAAUAACCGCCGAUGAUAGCAAAGUCCGUUGCUGGGGAAGCAAUCCCAUUAGAGAAAGAAUCGAGCAAGGAUUUGGGAAUAUGUCAAUGGCGAGUCUUGCUGCCGGAGGCAGACAUGCAUGUGGGGUUAAUUUCACCGGAAACAUAGUCUGCAGAGGGGAAAACAAAUCCGGCCAGCUAAAUGUGCCGUUAAACUCUGGCUUAGAGUUUGCUUCCGGGUUGGCGCUGGCGGAGAAUUACAGUUGUGCGAUUCGGCAAUCAAACCGGAUGGUGGUUUGUUGGGGAGGAUUUGAGAGGAAUGUGUCGGAUUCAUUUGAAUCCAUUGUUUCCGGUUCUAAUUUCACCUGUGGAUUGACUGCCAGUAAUCUUUCAGUAUUUUGUUGGGGACCCGGUUGGAUCGUAAACGGGUCAAAUUCCGGUGCUGAGUUACCUUUGCAGCGAAUUCUACCAGGUCCCUGCGUUCAAUCCUCCUGUGGUUCCUGCGGAAUUUACCCGGCUUCAAAUAUGCUCUGUUCGGGUUCGGAUGUUAUCUGUGAGCCCUGUUUAAAUUUCACACCCCCAUCGUCGCCACCUCCGCCGUCAUUGUUUCCAGUAGCACCAACACCGUCUCCUUCCAAAAGUUUGAGAAGGGGUUUAUUGGCUUUUGCCAUUGUUGGAUCAGUUGGAGCUUUCAUGGGUAUUUGUACAGUUAUUUAUUGUUUGUGGACAGGAGUCUGUUUUGGGAAAAAGAAAGUGCAUAAUUCAGUCCAACCAACAAUCGCCAGAGGCGGUUCAAACGGCGGCGGGACUUCAAACAGUAGUCCGCCUUCAAGGUCGUUGACGAUCAGGCGCCAGACAUCCAGAGUAAUGUGGCGCCAGAGAAGCGGACCGUCGUCGAAACACGCUGACAAAGCAGAGGAAUUUACCCUGUCCGAGCUUGCCGCCGCCACCAACAAUUUCUCAUUGGAAAACCAGAUUGGCAACGGAAGCUUCGGUGUUGUGUACAAGGGAAAACUUUCGGACGGCCGCGAAGUGGCCAUCAAAAGAGGCGAAACGGUUCACAAGACAAAGAAAUUUCAGGAGAAAGAAACCGCAUUUGAAUCAGAAUUGGCAUUCUUGUCCAGGCUUCACCACAAGCACCUGGUGAGUCUGGUGGGCUACUGCGAAGAACAGGACGAAAGGCUCUUGGUCUAUGAAUUCAUGAAAAAUGGAGCUCUAAACGAUCAUUUACAUGACAAGAACAACGUCGAAAAGAGUAGUAAUAUGUUAAAUUCAUGGAAAAUGAGGAUCAAGAUUGCACUGGAUGCUGCUAGGGGAAUCGAGUAUCUUCAUAACUAUGCAGUUCCUCCUGUAAUUCACCGAGACAUCAAGUCUUCUAACAUAUUGCUUGACGAGACUUGGACAGCAAGAGUUUCUGAUUUCGGGUUGUCGUUGAUGGGUCCAGAAUCAUCAGACAUAGAUUUCAGGCUGACGAAGCCUGCUGGAACGCUGGGAUACAUUGACCCGGAAUACUACGGUCUUAAUUUGUUAACGGCCAAGAGUGAUGUGUACGGUCUAGGGGUCGUAAUGCUGGAACUAAUGACAGGGAAGAAGGCAAUUUUCAGGGAUGAUGAAAAUGGGGAAACGCCGGUGAGCUUGGUGGAUUUUGCAGUUCAUGCUAUAAUGGAGGGAGAAUUGGUUAAGGUUCUGGACCAAAGAGUGGGACCGCCGGAGCUGAACGAGGCGGAGGCGGUGGAGCUGAUGGCACAUACGGCAGUGCAUUGUGUGAAUUUGGAAGGGAAAGAUAGGCCUACCAUGAGUGACAUCGUAGCUAAUUUGGAGAGGGCAUAUGCUCUUUGUUCGGAUGGUAGCCAUGGCACCAUCUCUAGUGGUUCAAUCUCAAUUGUUUCAGAGUGAAUUUCCGACUCCAAAACCCAAAAAGGAACAAAGGAAAUUCUCUUCUUCUUCAGAAUCUUUUUAUUUUUAUUUUUUUGCUUUCAAAAUUGAUCUUGGUAUACUUCUUUUUGGAAUGUAGAAAGUUAGGAAUCUUCAUAAUCUAACAUUGAGCUGUAGUGUAGAAUUUUGAGAACACUCUGACAGCAAGCAAGGAGAAUGA
Molecule: messenger RNA, 2725 nt
Organism: Rubroshorea leprosula
Lineage: Eukaryota; Viridiplantae; Streptophyta; Magnoliopsida; Malvales; Dipterocarpaceae
Source: the annotation of a GenBank genome assembly